AUGCUCUUGCGUAGCUCUGUGACGAAGGUCAUCACCACAGCCGGUCGUCCAGUAUGGCGCCUCUCGCCGCCGCCACAGCUUCGUCCACUGUCCACGACGCUCCAUAAACCCGCCGCAAAGCCCUCCUUCUCGACACCAGCAUACGGUCUUGCUUCCAGCACAGGCACACAUUGGGCUGCCGAAACGACUGCAGCCGAGCGACAGGUCACACUCGACGACUUCAAGAGACUGGCAGAGGACAAAACGGCUACUGUGAACGAUGCCAAGCUGUGCCUGAAGCAGAGUCGGGCGGAAAUCGAAAGAUUGCCUAUCUCACAACGGAAAGAGGCAUGUGCUGAAAAGCAGGUGGGAGGGCGCGUGAUGCUCUGGUUGAUAUCGCAAGAUCUCGAGGGAAAUCCAUAUCUGGACAGGGACCUCACCGAUGCGCUUUGCUGGUUUGCCUUGCCCGAGGACUUGGAGCGCUACCUCUUCUGUUGGAUCGCAAGAGAGCUGGGACAACCAACGAGAGCUUUUGACAAGGAAAAGCCAUGCCUGUCGCCGCAUUGGCUUGCUCAGCGCUUGAUUGGAAGUUUGAUAUCUGCACACGCUUCGUGGUCCCCUAGCGACGGCGAUCCGGCGCUACAGUGCUUCCAGAAGGCAGUGAUGGACUUUGGGGAUCAUCGGCUUGGUCAAGGCCAUAGAGGCUUGUUCAUGUCUGCGUACGUCGCUCUGGCACGAUUCUUGAGACAUGACUAUUCUCCACCAAGUAGCGAGCAGCUUUACGACUUCGCAGUGGAGCAGUUAUGGCGCCGAGAAAAGGACGGGUACGAAGAGCGAGCCAGAUGGCCGCUAUAUGAUCCUGCCAGACCUACGGCCGACCUGCUCCUGUCCUGGCUUCAGGACCCAGAGAGCCCAUUGCAUGCUAUUUUCUCUGCAAAGGCUGCUAAAGCGAACGCCUUGGCGCAGGACAUUCUGCGUGGUUCCGUGAUAUUCCGUCUGCAGGGCUACGAUGAGAAAGCGCAAUGGCUCGAACAAAUUGUAGAGUCUCAAUGCAAGGCUGUUUGGUUCCACAGGGCAAAGAUCUACCGGUCGCACGAGGAUGAUCCGAAGAUGGGUAGCUUACGCCACGCUGGCGACUCCAUCUAG
Molecule: messenger RNA, 1125 nt
Organism: Fulvia fulva
Lineage: Eukaryota; Fungi; Ascomycota; Dothideomycetes; Mycosphaerellales; Mycosphaerellaceae
Exons: 2
Coding region: 1-1125 (374 amino acids)
Source: RefSeq, a predicted model, not a curated record